Molecule: messenger RNA, 2949 nt
Organism: Trematomus bernacchii (emerald rockcod)
Lineage: Eukaryota; Metazoa; Chordata; Actinopteri; Perciformes; Nototheniidae
Gene: zbbx
Product: zinc finger, B-box domain containing
Exons: 17
Coding region: 223-2949 (908 amino acids)
Biological process (GO): cilium movement
Cellular component (GO): motile cilium
Molecular function (GO): zinc ion binding
Source: RefSeq, a predicted model, not a curated record
GAGAGGAGCGUGAAGUGCUUACAUACUUAAACAUACAUUUUUGUUUUAUAAGAUGACAUUUCAUGAUAAUAAAGCCGGCAGAAUUGGAAACGGGUAAGAUUGAUAGUGCUGAUACAGGCGGGUAAACCGAAGGAGAGUGACGGGAGAAGAGACUCUUCGUAAAAAAAAAAAAGCACAUCGUGGGACGCAGGAGGAAUACCUGAGCCCUCGGAAAGAAGAGAGAUGAAUUUAAAUGACUUUGUGGUGCUUCCUAACAACAAGGCCAAAUCCGUCAAGCUCAAUGCCAGGAACCUGCAAGUGCUGCAGAUGGAGACGGUGUCGCUGGCCCACGAGAGCAAAGAGAUGGAGGAGAAACUGCAACAGCUGAAGGAGAGCAUGAUUAAAGAGAAGGAGGAGAGAGGGCAAUCUGGAGGGUUUAGGUGGAAGUCUGGACAAAGCGGUUCUUUAAACAGCAACAGCACCAAGAAGAACAAGGAGAACCGGCUCCAAAAGCUGUCAGCAGGAAAGGUGAAGAUCCGGGUGCUGAAGGAUGAACCUCCAACAGCCCCUCCUCAGCCACCACCUUUACCCUCCACCAUUGGUCUUCGGACGACGAGAAAAAGCCGACUGAGGGGAACACACUGUGGACAAUGUGAAGUCAAGACUGCAGGAAUAAUGUGUGCCGAAUGCGCAGAGGACUACUGCAUUGGCUGUUUUACCAGGUUCCACCAGAAGGGGGCACUGAAGCUCCACAGGAUGAUCCCCAUUCAGACGGACUUACAGACCCAUGUGAGCGCUCGAGAAGUUGUCCGCCGCUUCCAGAACAAGAUUACCCCUGGCCCCGCUCCCAGUACCAGCGCAAAUCCUAAUGCCAAUCCGAGUCCCAAUUCCAAAUCAGCUCCCAAUCAAACGUAUUCAUCCAAUUCAUUCACAAGAAACGGAGAUCAGAUCCCAGAAAAAGGACCAGAUGCUGGGGCACAAUAUAUGCAAUUUCCUCCUGAACAUAGCCAGAUUUUGGCUGUUGAUCAAGGAGAGGAGAAAAGGGUGGAAAUGAUUGAAGACAGGGAGGAUGGGGAAGGAUUUCCCACCUCUCUUCUGACAGGAGAGUACAAUGAGGAGGAGUCUACCAGAUCUUUUCAGGAAGCUCUCAGACAAUGGAGAGGUGAUGAAGCAGCAGAAACCACGACUGAGGAGGCAAUGUGGAUCCCCAUCCGACCAGUAUCUGUGUCAGCUAUGGCGACCCAGGCUGACCUCGCUCCAGUCAGAGGAGCUGGAGGAGGAGGAAGAGGAGAAGGAAGUGUACCUGUCAGGGUGGAGUUCACAGAAAACAGCCUUACCUACAUUGACAGACUCCUUCUCAAGAAGCACCGCAGGACACCAAUCAAAACUUAUCGUCCAUCGUCAGCCUCUGGUAACGAUUCAAAAUCACAACCUAACAUAAACACUGUGGAGGAGCCUGCAAGCAGCCUAACAGCUCAAGAGGAGGAUUUCCAUCGCUACUGUGCAUCAUUGUUUGCCGACCCUGUCAGCAGUGGCAGGCCUGAGCCUCAGAUUACCCAACCUGAGUCGUGCCUUGUCAUACAAGUCCUGGAUGAGAGAGAGGAGGAAGACAUACAUGGACUUUCUAUUGCUCAACAGAGGACAGACAACAACAGAAAGGUUCCUUCUGUUCAGCAGCCCCUUAGUAAGGGAACACUGCUGACCCAAACGGCUAUUAUUAACAGCGGGUCCUCAUUAGUCAGCUGCUCUUCUCCCUGUCCAGCCCUUCCAUCCAGGCAAUUUACAGCACCAACACCAGCCAAAGGAGCUAAGAGCCUCCAUCUAUCCAGGAAUCAGACUUCCCAACCAGAGCAUUUGACAAAAUCAUCGUCCUCUAAGAGUAAGCCAUCAGCAUGCCCCACUGCUCAGACUUCAAAGACAUCGAUCAAAACACAGCCGUCAAAAAAGCCCAAUUGCCCACCCAAAGUCCAUGAAUCAAAACCUGACCUUGGAUCAAUUCAACAUUUGUCCUCUCCCUCACCAGCACAUUCCCAAACUCAGAUCCUGAAACCCUCACUUUCCCCUGUCUUGUUUCCACCUGAUGUUUCUCCUGUGACUGUUAACAGACCUCCAAUACUAGAACACCAUCUUUCCCCUUCUCCGUCCAUUUCCUUCUCCCUAAGGUCUACAUUCGAAGUCUCACCAUCAAGCUCCACUGAGUCAAUCUUAUUGCCUAAAGUUCACCAAUCAACUCCAAUACAGAAAGGCUCCGAUGUAUCUCUGUUGCCAGAACAAUCCCAAUCUUCCCAGUUGUUCCCAGAAACAAUCUCAUCACCGAAGCUUUCCCAAUCAUUACGAAGUAAUCAGUCCUCAAGGCAAUCCCAACAGUCCCGCUUUGACCCAGAGUCUCUUUUAUCAGACAAUCAACUCCAGCUGCCACCUGGGUCUUGCAGUUCAACCCCCCCACCAAAAUAUCUUGCACUAAGUCCAGCUGUGAAAUAUUUAUCAAACAAGUCCCCUGUAGAUGCAUUUUCUAGUCAUGGACAAACUCCAACAACAGAGGAUUCUUCAGUUUUUGAGUACUCUACCCCUAUCUCUGUGGACCAUGAAUCAACUCUGGAUAGACUUCCAUCACAUUUCAUGGAUGGCAUCCAGAAUUAUCCUUUAAAUGUGAAACUGGAGGAGGAGGAGGAGGAGGAGGAGGAGCUUUCAAUAGACAGCGGUGAUGAAAUGUCCAGUGAUAGCCUGGGUCUGGAUCCACAUGAGGAAGAGUCUUCAGACGAAGAAGUGCAGAUGCACAGACGUUUAACGAGAGGCAGAACCAGAGAGGGAAAGGAAGGGAAUCCUGCCACGUCUCAUUCUGAAGAUCCCUUUGUUCUUGAAGACCCACACAAAGGAAAAGAUCUGCAGACCGAUGAGCAAGAACAGCUGUCAGAAGAAUACGUGCUCAGAGACACGCCAGGCAGUGGUGUUAAAGGUGCACCCCAUUGA